Saccostrea cuccullata (small rock oyster) is the source of this 3248-nucleotide messenger RNA. Its product is annotated as septin-5-like. Gene Ontology annotation, cellular component: septin complex; microtubule cytoskeleton; synaptic vesicle. The record is from RefSeq and is a predicted model, not a curated record. Gene Ontology annotation, biological process: intracellular protein localization; cytoskeleton-dependent cytokinesis; regulation of exocytosis. The transcript has 12 exons. Gene Ontology annotation, molecular function: GTP binding; GTPase activity; molecular adaptor activity. Lineage: Eukaryota; Metazoa; Mollusca; Bivalvia; Ostreida; Ostreidae.
UGUAAAAAGUAAAAAUUAUGUCAACAGAUGCAACAUGACUAGCAUACCUGAAUCUCAUAGAAAUGGAAUGUGCUACAAGAUAAAUGUAAUGUAAGUAAGAACAUGGACUGUUCUCGUACAGGUAAGUGUAGCAUGGCCCAUGGCCAAUUUAUCUGUGGGCAUCAUUAGAAGUCUUAACACCAGUGACACAGUACCAAACUACAGCAGACAGAGGCCCAUUCAGAUCCGACAAACAGACCAUGGCACGAAUUGUAGGAAUUCACCGGACCGUGACCGGACCAUUGCUUCAGCCACUACAGUGAUUAUGUAUGCAUGUAUAUUUACAAUCCUUCACUGCUCAGUUGUGAUGGUAAUUUGAAGGUAGAAAUUGCUCGUGAAAUUCAGUGAGUGCAUGCAGCUGAUGUCUUUCUAAGGAGAUUGUGUGGAAUUUCUCUUAUUUCUAGAAGGUUGACAAGAAAGAUGUAAAAGAGCAUACCUGAAAAAGUUUUCCUUUAUGGUGCUAAGGAUGAUUUAAUGUGGAUAUAAUGGAUUUUGUAUGGUGGACAAGUUUUAAUUAAAUUCUGUGAUUGUGGAAGGAAUGUCAACAUUGAACAAUCUGUUGUAAACACACCAAUCAUCUCUCACCAUGGAAGGUAGCAGCACUCAGAAGAAAUCCCGCAAUCCAUUCAAGUUUUCAUUAAGCACUUCAUCACUAAAACCUAGUCCUAAUGCUCCAAAGCCUGAUCCGUCAGCAGCCUCCAUACUGCGACCUCGGAAACUCCUCAGCAACGACAACUCAAGGAACCGUUGGUCCUUAUCUCCCAUUGGUUCCAGCCUGCUUCCCAGUGAUCAAGCAGGCAGUGAGUCUAAGAUUCAUAGUCUCGGUCAGUAUGAGACAAGUACCGGGAUAAAGUACUCAGCCCAGCCCCUCCUAGGGAGACAUCACAGAGAAAACGGUGUGCUCCAUCAUGAGGAGGACAGAGGGAGAAGGAUCUAUGAUCGCCCCCGCUCCCAGGUGUUCCCAUCCUCACCGCUCUCACCCUCACCUCAGGACUCUCUGUACGACACACCACCAAAGGGACCACUCCCACUGCCACACCCAUCCUCACCCACAACCCCACCCACCUCAGAGGGAACACCAAAGUCUGCCACUUUACCUUCACCUUUGACCCCAAAGGAAAGAGACCUUAACCAGAACUAUCCUACAGAGGGGUCAGAGGACAAGGUCACAGAAGUGCAGGAAAUUAAACUCUCAGCAGCAAGGUCAUUCGGACCCUCUGAUGUGGGGUCAAGUUCACCAGGGUCAGUUGAGGAGGAAGCAGGUGGUGGGAGGACAGAGGUGACCUCCCCUGUUCGCCCCCCUAGGAGGACCAGCAGCUCCUCCAGUGCUAGUAAGAAACCUCUGUCUGUCGUACGUCAAGCUUCAGAGGAACCCCAGGCUACAGAGGGAGGGGCGGAGACCCAGGAAACACAGCAGUGGAAACCCCGUCCCCCCAUAAUAAUCCCUCUUGAUCCAGUUAAAGUGGAUGAUGAUGACUUUAUCGGUUUUGCUACACUCCCAGACCAAGUUCACAGGAAAGCAGUUAAGCGAGGAUUUGAGUUCUGUCUGAUGGUUGUGGGAGAAACAGGGCUUGGAAAAUCUACCCUUAUCAACAGUUUGUUUCUCACAGACCUCUACAAAGAUAGGAAGCUCCCAGUCCAUGUAUUAGACAAUCCUGAGCAAACUUUGGACAUUGAGAAGAGACAGUUAGACAUUGAGGAGCGAGGGGUCAAAGUUCGACUGUCAGUGGUUGAUACCCCGGGCUUCAGUGAUUCCCUGAAGGGGGAUGAAGCCUGGAAGCCUAUCAUUGAUUAUGUUGAUCGACAGUUUGAGCAGUUUUACCAGGCCGAGAGUGGCGUCAACAGGAAAAAUAUUCAGGACAGUCGGGUACACUGCUGUCUGUAUUUCAUAUCGCCAUAUGGACACGGGUUGAAGCCUUUAGAUAUAUUUAUGAUGAAGAAACUGCACCAAAAAGUCAACAUUAUACCUCUCAUUGCCAAAUCAGACACAUUGACACCAAAGGAAAAAGCAAAUAUCAAGUCCAAGAUUUUGGAACAGAUAGAAGAGAAUGGGAUUGACAUUUAUCAGUUCCCGGAGUGUGAUAGUGAUGAAGAUGAUGAGUUCAAGGAGCAGGAUAAGGCUCUCAAGGCAGCCAUACCAUUUGCUGUUGUUGGUAGCAACACAGUGGUAAUGAAUGUACCUUAAACUUCAAACAGUUGUCGAUCUUACCUCAUGUAAACAAAAGGUGCAAGAUCUGUGUCAGAAUGUACUUCCCAGUGGGGGAUAAUAAAAGUGGACAAUCCUGCCCAUUGUGAUUUUGUUAGACUACGACAAAUGUUAAUAAGCACCCACAUGCAGGAUUUAAAAGAUAUCACCUCAGACAAACAUUAUGAGAAUUACCGAGCUGAACAUUUAGCCUCUCAGAUGAAACACUCAACAAGGGAGAGAACGAAACUGAAGAGAGAGUCUAUGAUAAACCUAGGACAGCUGGAGGACACAGACAAUCUAAUAGCACAGAAAGAUGCAGAGAUACAACGAAUGCAGGAGAUGUUGGCUAAAAUGCAGGCCCAGCUACAGACAAACCCACGAAGUGCUGUCAACGGUACUUAACAUGCUACACUAGCUAAACAAAGAAUAGCUUCGUUAUUAAUAAGACAGUUAUUGUGUUACUGUGAAGCAAGAUCAAGGCAGUUGAGCCACAAGCAAAGGGAAGUAAUCCUGUGACAUAUCAAAAAAAAAACAUUCCAAAAAUGUUUGUCAUCUUUACAAUCAUUAUAAUGAUAUCUGAACAAAGAUUUACUUUCCAUUAUGUGUAUUUUAAUCUUCAUGGACAGCUAGUGGACUUGUAAAGAUAUGCUGGGACUUGUGGGAGUUUUAGGAUUGUGACUGUGUUUACACCCUGUAUGUAGACUGUAAUAAUUACAUUGUAUUACAGUCCUGUAAUAAUUACAUUGUAUAACAGUCUAAUGUAUGUAAGCCUGUAAUAAUUACAUUACACUGUAUUACAGUCUCCUGUAUGUAAACCUGUAAUAAUUACAUAAUUUAUUGUAAUAAUUACAUUGUAUUACAGUCUCCUGUAUGUAAAUCUGUCUUAGUUACAUUGUAAUAAUUACAUUGUAUAUCGGGGUCUUCCUUCUGUCAGCAACUGUUUAUGUAAUUCAAGAUGUUUACAUAAUUACAUUAAUAAUUUACUUACUGGUAAAUAAAUAUUUAUAUGACAUAAAGCAAA